Messenger RNA from Penicillium verhagenii, 1671 nucleotides. Its product is annotated as cytochrome P450. NCBI's taxonomy places the organism in Eukaryota, Fungi, Ascomycota, Eurotiomycetes, Eurotiales, Aspergillaceae. Bases 1 to 1671 code for a protein of 556 amino acids. The record is from RefSeq and is a predicted model, not a curated record. The transcript has 2 exons. Gene Ontology annotation, molecular function: monooxygenase activity; iron ion binding; heme binding.
AUGUUGAAAGCCGCAAUAGGAACUCUGCGUUGCAUGCUGAAGCUUUCUGAAAACCAACUGGCUGCAAAUGUUUUCAUAGUUUUGACGAUUUGGAUAGGAUCAAUUGCGUUCAGUGUAAACAGUGCUCUUAAGGUCUUGUGCCUUACGACUGAUGCGGUGCUUAUCGUAUUCAUCUAUCGUUUGACCUUCCAUCCCCUCGCUCAUUUUCCCGGCCCGUGGCUCGCGGCGCUGACCGAUUCGUACACUGUGUAUCAUUGUUUGGCUGGGGAUCGUCAUUUGGACUUUCUGCGUCUGCAUCAAAAGUAUGGCCCAGCAGUUCGCUUUGGACCUAACCGAGUCUCCUUUUGUACAGACAAAGCUGUUCUUGAUAUAUACGGGGUGCGUGCCAACACGCAGAAGUCCCAGGUGUAUAACGCCUUCACGCAUUUCUUUUCGGUUCCAGCCAGCUUGACAACGAUUGAUCGGAAGGCACAUGGAUUCAAACGUCGGGUGACAAGUAGCGCAUUAAGCGCAUCUGCUGUCAAGGGUCUACAGGAUUUGAUUCUGCAAAAUGUGCGCAUAUUCUGCGCGUCUUUGCAGGAAGACAAGUCUCCUACUGCUGAAGGGGAAUGGAGCCGGUCUCAUGACAUGUCCAAGACAAUCCAGUAUCUGCUUUCUGAUAUCAUGGGAGAUGUUACUUUCUCGCGGAACUGGUCCACCCAAUCCAGUCCCGCCAACAGACAUAUUCUGGACUUAAUGUCUCUUGGCACCAGCGGCAUUCAUUUAGCAGGCCAUAUACCGACAGUGCUUAAGCUUAAGCUCGAUAAGAUCUGCUUUCCAUCCUUGAUUAAAGGUGUACAAGAAUUUUUCCAGCUCUCAGAGGCCCAGUCUAUUUGGCGCGUCGCGCAAGACCCCUCCACAUUACCAAAUCGUGAUCUCUUCGCUGCCCUCCUAGACGCCCGAGAUCCGGAGACGCAGAAACAGUACUCGCAGCAGGAUCUUAUUGCCGAGGCUGGGAUCCUUAUUGUCGCUGGUACAGACACCACAUCUACCGCCACGACUGCGACCCUGUUCUAUCUACUGCAUAAUGAGGAUUCAUACAUUCGGGCUCGAGAAGAGGUGGAUAAUGUAUUCAUGCGCACCCGUCAAUCAGAUGUCGAGGUCAUUCGUAUGGGUCCUCAACUUAGCGAAUGCUCAUUCCUCUAUGCCUGCAUUAAUGAAGCUCUACGACUCUCACCACCCGUACCUGGACUAUUGCCUCGCGAAGUGCUAGCCGGAGGGCUAGAGAUUGAUGAGGGUCGAUAUUAUGUUCCUGCAGGGACAGAUGUUGGCGUGCCCACAUACGCAUUGCAUCACAUGGCUGAAUAUUGGCCUGAUCCUUAUGGAUUUUGUCCAGAACGCUGGUUGGAUUGCUCUUCGGCAGAACAAAUGCCCGCGUACACACCAUUCGGGGCUGGCCGCACUGGCUGUGUUGGGAAAGGGUUGGCGUAUCAGGAGAUGGGGAUCAUCUUAGCACGGCUUCUGUGGCUUUUCGAUAUGCGACUUGACCCUGCUCUUGGUGGGGUAACCAAAAGGGAAACAGCGCCUUUUUGGCAGCCUUCGUGGGGACGGCAGCGCAGAGGGGAAUUUCAGAUGCGGGAUGUUUUCACGAGUACACACGAAGGACCUAGCGUGCAGUUCCGGCGGAGGUAG